Brassica napus (rape) is the source of this 1826-nucleotide messenger RNA. RefSeq names its product glutathione S-transferase T3-like. Lineage: Eukaryota; Viridiplantae; Streptophyta; Magnoliopsida; Brassicales; Brassicaceae. Bases 875 to 1543 code for a protein of 222 amino acids. The transcript has a single exon. The record is from RefSeq and is a predicted model, not a curated record.
AAUACUCAAAUACUAUUGAUUGGUGAAUCUCGAGGUUCACCCUAGGGGGUGAACCCAAGAAUUUCUCUUUUUGUUUUCAAUUUACUCCCAUGCGGUAAUGUAUAUAGUUGUACCAUGACCAAUGAGGGUGUUGAAAUCCACGGCUGAAAAACAUCCGGUGAGGGUGUUGAAUUCUUAUGUUAAUCUACAUGUUUUCAACAUGCCUUGGAAAGUUUCAGCUCUUGAAAAAAAAUUUUGUGGUCCCGAAAUGACACGUGGCGCACUGUGAGUGGGUAGAGAGGGUUGGGAGAGUGCACGCACGCGCGCAUGAUUACAUGAUUUUUUUUCUUUUUUUAAUUCACGAUAAUAUUUAAAUGCUCUCUUCUCAUUGGCUAUACAGAUUUCCUUUGAUAUUUAUCCCCACCCAAUAAUUAGAACCCAUUUAUUUAUAAUAUAACUAUUUUAAAAAAUAUCAAAAUUAUAUCAAAAUUCAAAUUUUUUUUUUAUCUAUAAAUAGAGACUACGCUCAUUUCGUUUGGAUACAGAAAAAAAACAUCAUUUUUUCAUUAUAAUCAACUAUUUUAGUGUUUAAAUCUUUUUUUUGGUUAAAUGGAUCCCAAUAAUAAUCAUUUUAACACCCAAAGCUCUUCUAAUUUUCCGUUUAACUUCCAAAAUUCCAACAAUUAUCAAUUUCAAAACCAAACUUCCAACCAACCCCAAAAUAUACCAAAUUAUGGUUUCCCACCAAAUUUCUUCAUGCCAUCAUCUAUUCUGAAUUAUCCUCCAAAUUACGGAUCAAUGAUGCAAUAUUUUUCUUAAACACCUCCACUUUCUUCUACUCCUUCCGAGAGAAACUGAAUUUCCCGAAUUUUCUACCCAAAUAGCUCUUGGUGGCAUGAGUGGUUCUAGCGAACUCAUUCCCGACGCAAAUCCAGAUGAAUCAGCUCAAGCUCGCCGUAGAAACCCUAAGUGGACCACCGGUCAAAACUUGGUGCUACGUAGUGGAUGGAUUAAAUAUGGGACAGACAGCAUUGUUGGCAUGAACCAGAAAAGCGAAGCAUACUGGAGUAAAAUUUCUGAGUACUGUAAUGAGCAUUGCUCAUUUGAUUCUCCCCAUGAUGGAGCUUCAUGCAUAAAUCAUUUCAACUAUUUGAAUAAAAAGUUGAGCAAAUGGAGUGGGGCUUACGAUAACGCUGGGCGUAUGCAACAAAGUGGAUGGUCGGAGAAUGAUGUAAUGUCAAAAGCGCAUGAAUUAUAUUCAAGUGGUAAGAAUGAACAUUUCAAUUUAAUGUCGGAGUGGCUUACUGUUCGUGAUCAACCGCGCUAUGGUAGUCAAGUAGAAGGAAAUACUAGCUCUACAAGUAAUGGAUCUAAGAGAUCCCAAGAGAGUGAUGCCAAUGAUUCGAACUCCGUAGGAUCAAACUCUGUAGGAUCAAGUGCUCUUCCAAUGGGGAGAGAGGCAGUAAAAAAAAAAGGCAAAAAGAAAAGCAAAGGCGCAUCUUUGGAAACCGUCAACGAAGAGUGGAAUGAAUACAAACAAUUCAAAGAGCAAGAAAUGGAAUGAUUGGACAAAAUAGCCAAGACACAAGAGGAGGCAAACCGAUUGAUGAAAGAAAAGAUUGAAACCAAAAAAAAUGAAGAUGUUCUUGAAGCUAAGUGAAAAAGAACAUCUUGAUGAGAAGAACAAACAGCUGUUAGAGAAGUUGAGCAACGAUCUAUUUGGAAAUUAGUAAUGUAUGUUUGUAUUUUUCUUUUAAUAAUGUGUGUUUAUAUUUUUCUUCCUUAAUAAUGUAUGUUUUUGUUUUUUCGACUUUAAUAAUGCGUGUCAUUUUUCACUUUAAUAAUUU